CUUUGAUGAAAGAUUGUCUAUUACAUUGACCUAAUUGAUUUUGCAGUGUAAUCACGUGUGGUGUGAACAGAUCGGCGAUUGGGCAAAACUAAUCAAGCGUAUGGAACGUUGAGCCAUGUACGGAAGCCGAACAAGGACCUGCUGGUGGAUUUUUGAAUCUGACAUGACAGCUAUUUCUCACACAGAGCCAGAGCUACUUAUCGCAACAGAAAGGGGGUUCGGGAUUAUCUCUUUGCUCUAAAAACAAAGUGAGAGAUCCAAACCCUUUGCUACUAAAUACAUCUGGAUUGCAUCUGCCAUUCUGUAAAUGCUCAUUGCCACGGUACCGGUAGCUACUGCUAACAAAGCAAUUACGGAUCUGACAAAUCGGUGCGACCAGGAUGGAGUGGCAGCCGGAUGAACAGGGUUUGCAGCAGGUACUUCAGCUGCUGAAGGACUCCCAGUCUCCAGACACAGCCACACAGAGAGCUGUGCAGGAAAAACUGGAACAGCUCAACCAGUUCCCAGACUUCAACAACUAUCUCAUCUUCGUCCUUACAAGCCUCAAAUCAGAGGAUGAGCCGACCCGUUCUCUAAGUGGUCUCAUAUUGAAGAACAAUGUGAAGGCCCACUACCAGAACUUUCCUCCUCUGGUCGCUGACUUCAUCAAGAGGGAAUGUCUCAACAACAUCGGAGAUCCCUCACCCCUCAUCAGAGCAACCAUCGGCAUCCUGAUAACAACCAUAGCAUCUAAAGGAGAGCUGCAGACUUGGCCUGAACUCCUCCCUCAACUCUGUAACCUGCUCAACUCUGAAGACUACAAUACCUGCGAGGGUUCUUUCGGAGCACUGCAGAAGAUCUGUGAGGAUUCUUCAGAGCUGUUGGACAGUGAUGCUCUCAACAGACCCCUGAACAUCAUGAUCCCCAAGUUCCUACAGUUCUUUAAACACUGCAGCCCAAAGAUCAGGUCUCAUGCCAUAGCAUGUGUGAAUCAGUUCAUCAGCAGUAGAGCCCAGGCUCUGAUGGAUCACAUCGACACCUUCAUCGAGAGUCUGUUUGCUCUAGCGGGGGAUGAGGACUGUGAGGUGAGGAAGAACGUGUGUAGAGCUCUGGUCAUGCUGCUGGAGGUCCGGAUAGACCGACUCAUACCACACAUGCACAGCAUCAUACAGUACAUGCUCCAGCGAACCCAGGACCCAGAUGAGAAUGUCAGUCUGGAGGCCUGUGAGUUCUGGCUCACCCUGGCUGAGCAGCCCGUCUGCAAGGAGGCCCUGUCUGGGCACCUGGUCCAACUCAUCCCUAUCCUGGUGAAUGGGAUGAAGUACUCUGAGAUAGACAUCAUCCUCCUAAAGGGAGAUGUAGAGGAGGAGGACGACACCGUACCAGACAGUGAGCAGGACAUCAAGCCUCGCUUCCACAAGUCACGCACUGUCACCCUGCAACACGAGGGAGGAGAGGGGGAGGAGGGGGAGGACCACGACGAUGACGAUGACGACGAUGACACGCUCUCCGACUGGAACCUGCGGAAGUGUUCAGCGGCAGCGUUAGACGUGUUGGCUAACGUGUUUCGUGAUGAGCUCCUCCCCCACCUGCUGCCCCUGCUGAAGGGCCUGUUGUUCCACCCAGACUGGGUCGUCAAGGAGUCUGGAAUACUGGUGCUGGGGGCUAUCGCUGAGGGUUGUAUGCAGGGCAUGGUUCCCUACCUACCAGAGUUGAUGCCUCACCUCAUCCAGUGUCUCUGUGAUAAGAAGGCCCUGGUGCGCUCCAUCGCCUGCUGGACCCUGUCCCGCUACGCCCACUGGGUGGUCAGCCAGCCCCCCGACUCCCACCUCAAACCCCUCAUGACUGAACUCCUCAAGAGGAUCCUGGACGGGAACAAGAGGGUUCAGGAGGCCGCCUGCAGUGCGUUUGCUACCCUAGAGGAGGAGGCCUGUACAGAGCUGGUUCCCUAUCUGAGCUUCAUUCUGGAUACUCUGGUCUUCGCCUUUGGAAAAUACCAACACAAGAACCUGCUCAUACUGUACGACGCUAUAGGAACACUGGCCGACUCCGUAGGACACCACCUCAACCAACCGGAGUACAUAGAGAAGCUGAUGCCUCCUCUCAUCGCCAAGUGGAAUGAGCUGAAGGAUGAAGAUAAGGACCUGUUUCCUCUGUUAGAGUGUCUGUCCUCUGUAGCUACAGCCCUCCAGAGUGGCUUCCUGCCCUACUGUGAACCAGUCUACCAGCGCUGUGUUACACUGGUGCAGAAAACACUGGCUCAGGCUAUGAUGUACAGCCAACAGCCGGACCAGUACGAAGCCCCUGAUAAGGACUUUAUGAUCGUGGCCCUGGACCUCCUCAGUGGUCUGGCUGAGGGCCUGGGGGGCCACGUUGAUCAGCUGGUGUCCCGGAGCAACAUCAUGACACUACUGUUUCAGUGCAUGCAGGACACCAUGCCAGAGGUGAGACAGAGCUCCUUCGCUCUGCUGGGGGAUCUGACCAAGGCCUGCUUCCCUCACGUCAAACCCUGCAUCGCUGAGUUCAUGCCUAUUCUAGGGACCAACCUGAACCCAGAGUUCAUCUCUGUGUGUAACAAUGCUACCUGGGCCAUUGGAGAGAUCUGCAUGCAGAUGGGUGUAGAGAUGCAGCCCUAUGUGUCUCUGGUUCUGAACCAGCUGGUAGAGAUCAUCAACAGACCCAACACACCCAAGACCUUGCUGGAGAACACUGCCAUUACGAUUGGUCGGCUGGGCUACGUGUGUCCUCAGGAGGUGGCUCCGAUGCUCCAGCAGUUCAUCAGACCGUGGUGUACGUCCCUACGGAACAUCCGUGACAACGAGGAGAAAGACUCCGCCUUCAGAGGGAUCUGCAUGAUGAUUGGUGUAAACCCUGGGGGAGUGGUCCAGGACUUCAUCUUCUUCUGUGAUGCCGUGGCGUCCUGGGUCAGCCCUAAAGACGACCUGAGAGACAUGUUCUACAAGAUCCUCCAUGGUUUUAAGGACCAGGUAGGAGAGGAGAACUGGCAGCAGUUCUCAGAACAGUUUCCUCCCCAGCUGAAGGAGAGACUGUCUGCCUGCUACGGCGUGUAGAAACCCCCCCUAACCUAACAUCAGGUGAGCCAGUAGUAGAGGAGGAAGGUGAAAAGGAAUCUCAUCCAUCUGUGUUAAUGCCCUGAACUGAUCUGGGGGGAGAGGGACCCAUCACGCCAUUGGCCGCUCCCCCUGACAGACGGCCCCUACGCCCUAUGUAUUUCUCCAUAGCGGGAGGGUGGGCGGGACUUGGGGAGGGACAGGGGGACACCUCUAGAUUAAAGAUUAAGGGGACCCAACCAACACAGAGAAACCAACUAAGGUAGGGACAGAUAGAGGGGGUACCUACAUUCAGAAGGAAAAGGUUCCAACGCAGAAACAGGUAGGGACAGAUAGAGAAUGAAGAGUGAGGGAAAGAGGGGUAGGUAGAGGCCAGCUAGACUACAGUAGAGAUGGGUAGGUAGAGGCCAGCUAGACUACAGUAGAGGCCAGCUAGACUACAGUAGAGAGAGGUAGGUAGGGGCCAGCUAGACUGCAGUAGAGAGAGCGAGGGGUAGGUAGGGGCCAGCUAGACUGCAGUAGAGGGGUAGGUAGGGGCCAGCUAGACUACAGUAGAGAGAGGUAGGGGCCAGCUAGACUGCAGGAGAGAGGGGUAGGUAGGGGCCAGCUAGACUGCAGUAGAGGGGGUAGGUAUGGGGCCAGCUAGACUGCAGUAGAGGGGGGGUAGGUAUGGGGCCAGCUAGACUGCAGUAGAGAGGGGUAGGUAGGGGCCAGCUAGACUGCAGUAGAGAGAGGGGUAGGUAGGGGCCAGCUAGACUACAGUAGAGAGAGGUAGGUAGGGGCCAGCUAGACUGCAGUAGAGAGAGAGAGAGGUAGGUAGGGGCCAGCUAGACUGCAGUAGAGAGAGGUAGGUAGGGGCCAGCUAGACUGCAGUAGAGAGGUAGGUAGGGGCCAGCUAGACUGCAGUAGAGAGGGGUAGGUAGGGGCCAGCUAGACUACAGUAGAGGGGUAGGUAGGGGCCAGCUAGACUACAGUAGAGGGGGGUAGGUAGGGGCCAGCUAGACUGCAGUAGAGAGAGAGAGCGAGGUAGGUAGGGGCCAGCUAGACUACAGUAGAGAGAGAGAGAGGUAGGUAGGGGCCAGCUAGACUACAGUAGGUAGGUAGGUAGGGGCCAGCUAGACUACAGUAGAGAGAGGUAGGUAGAGAGGCCAGCUAGACUAAAAAAUCCACCACACAGAGAGCCAUAGACAGAGAGACUGACAGGCACUCCCACAGUAAGACACACACACUUGCAAUACAUAGAGCUUUGUGUAGAUGGCGCUGUUACACUAGUCAGACUCCGACACUACCAGUAAGGGAUUAACAGUCAGUGAGGGACAGACAGCGUGUUGGGGACAGACAGGUAGGUGUCUAGCCUCUGUUUAUUUCUGGGAGAUAGCUGUUUUUUUCUGGGUUAAAGGAUCUUCUAUAUGAAUUAAUAUUCCGCCUGUUGUUACUCGAUCACUGGUUCACUGCUGAUCUCUCAUCCACCAAGCAUGUUUUGGUUUCUGUCCUUUUCCCUAAGGAAUGCUUUCUUCAUAUAACUAUCAUGAGAUAAUUCUCAUGUUCUCUUCUAGAUAGACGGGAGAUAACUAACCUCUUGGUUCAUACAAGUCAUCAUUAUAAGAGGGAGAGAAAUAGGGCUUAAAUAAUACCUGUUAUUCUUACGUAAAGUUAGGAAACUACAGAUCACAGCCUCUCGCCUCUAGUUGUACCUGUUUGUGUGUCGUGUCUGAGUUUGUUUACCUAUUGUUUACCCUACAUGACACUGUUGAUUGUUUUAAUAAGGUAACGAUUUAACACUUGACUCCUCCCACCCUAUUGUCCUCCACCUGUAAACUGUGACCAACUGUGUGUGUGUGUUGCCAUAGUGAUAUCUUGAGGAAAGAGAUUAAACCCAGAAUUGUUUAUCCUGAUAACGUGUUACAAGAGGUCCAUAUUUUGUUGCUUUUUGUUUAUUAUUUUUUAAUUUGCUGCUACUGUUUUUUUUAGUUUCCAUGGUGAGCUUAAAUGAACACAAACAAAACAUUUGUUUAUUUUUAGUUUUGUGGUUUUGCACUUUUAAUUUUUUAUUUUUGUAUUAAGGAUUUUUAAAAACUUCCCUCAUAAAGGACAUCUGAAUUCUACCGUC
Messenger RNA from Oncorhynchus nerka (sockeye salmon), 5160 nucleotides. RefSeq names its product transportin 2b (gene tnpo2b). The record is from RefSeq and is a predicted model, not a curated record. Gene Ontology annotation, cellular component: nucleus; cytoplasm. Gene Ontology annotation, molecular function: nuclear import signal receptor activity; small GTPase binding. The transcript is spliced from 26 exons. Bases 381 to 3050 code for a protein of 889 amino acids. Gene Ontology annotation, biological process: protein import into nucleus. Lineage: Eukaryota; Metazoa; Chordata; Actinopteri; Salmoniformes; Salmonidae.